This is a messenger RNA of Xyrichtys novacula (pearly razorfish), 9902 nucleotides long. NCBI's taxonomy places the organism in Eukaryota, Metazoa, Chordata, Actinopteri, Labriformes, Labridae. The record is from the annotation of a GenBank genome assembly.
CCCACUGUACCCCCUCCUCCGUCCGGUGAUUGACUCUAUUAAGGGUUCGAGAAGGUAUGGUUCUAGUUAGUGAUGUAAGAGGGGUGUAAUGGCACAUCCCUCAGCCUCCACCAAUGGAGAUAAGGGCAGGGCUCAACACCCAUUUCUCCGGAUUUUGCUAUAAAACCGGUUUAAAACGUCAGCUAGCCUCUUAAUACCCUCAGCAAGAAUAAUUAAACUGCGCUGUAGCUCUUUGAGAAGACUUUUUACAUAAACAAUGAGGUAAGUACAAACAUAUUAUUUUAUUAUUGUUUUUAUUUUUGAACAUUUUAUCAUUUAAUCAAUGCUUUGAUAUUGACCAUAUAGAUGCACGAUAGAGAAAUGCACGUUUUGUCAUAUAUCAGAUUCCUCUAAUGGGAUUUAUCAUCGUAAUUUGAUCUGUCAAUUUUGUGAUAGAUUACCUAGUUUUUAUGAAAUUCUAAAAUUGAGAUUUUUUGAAACCCGGUUUUGACUUCAUUGAUUCUCAUCUCUGUCGGUGCAAAGAGAGCAAAACUGCCAGAAGGUGAAGAUAACUUUUGGGUUUUUUUUAAAUAUGCACUCAGAAUUAGAUUAAUAGAUAAUAGUUUACCUGAUAAUACAAAGUGAUAAACCUAAGUAUAUCAUGUUGAGAAGACAAGAUUUAAAAAUCAUUAUUCUUAUAUUUGUCUUUAUUUCUAUAUUUUUAACGCUCUUUAAAAGUUUGUCAUGGAAAAAGUUCCCUUUAAAAUGUGUCACUACACUGUGCCUGUAUUUAAAACCAGAAUGUCUACCUCGGUGAUGCCCUUUAAGGGAAAUGUGUGCACAAAUCAUUCAUUUUUUUCAGAUUUCUCCAUCUAUUUUUUAAAAUAUUUAUUCAUUCAUUCAUUUAUUCAUUUAGCAGUUCCAGGAUGGAUAACAAGUCCUACUUGGUCCACAUGAAUGGAAAGGGGGUCCAUGACAAAAACACUGUCAAUGCCAAAACUUUGAAUGGGUCUGGGGUGAAUGGGAAGGUGGUCCACGGGAACAGCUUCCACCACGUCAGCGUGAAUGGCACCCUGUAUCCAACCAAAGCCAAGAGCCGCAGGCAGCGGUGGUCAGUGAAGCCAUCAGAGAUGGCCAACAACACGCUGAACCCCAUCAGAGCCAUCGUGGACGGGAUGAAGCUUACCCCCAACCCAGACAAACCCAUGAUUGCGCUCUCCAUUGGUGAGUGGUCUUCUGUGUGACUAUAAAAGUGAUUAAAUGUCUUACUCUUUGAAGCCUCUGUGAGAAACUUUCAGGUUGUGUUUAUUUGGGGACACUUAGACAGCAGAAAAAAAACAUUUUACCUUUUUAAAUACAUAGUCCUUGCUAUGUAUUUGUAAGAGUAGUUUUUCAGUCAAGUGCCUACAUGCUUGCACUGGUUUCAGACGUUACAUUAACUAUACAGUAUCUUUUCUCUCUGAUAGUUUCAUUUGCUCCAGUAGGCUGUACAGAUGCAUCAAAUUGAACUUCAGUUUGUUUAUCAGCUCAAGAAGUCUAUCUGAAGCUUCAAUGACAUCAAGUAUCUUUCACAUUUGUUUCAGGACAUUUUCAUAUUUCAUAAAUGUGUUUUUUAAUAUCUUGGAGCCAGAUUCCAUAUUGAAACGCUUCCUUGCUCACCCCUCUCAUCAGUGAAGCAACGGUGUCCUCAGAGGGACAAGAGACUCCUUGAAUCCUCUUUUUGUCAUCAAAAAAUAUUGUGCAAUGCUAAUGCUUUUGCACACAACUACCAUAUUCUGCAUUUUUUCCACUGGUGCAUUUUGUGGUGCGACUCACUAAAUUGAAAAAAAGAAGACAUAUUUGUGACUACUUUUUCUGUGUGACCAUAGAAAUAUAGUGGUACACGAUAACAGCCUUAGCUGAAGAGGGCUGGUCUCUAUCUGCUUUACUCUAAUUCUGUUCUGUAUUUGACAAGUCUCCUCUGCUACAUGUUGCCAAAAUUUACACACUGCAUUUAAUUUAAGUGGUUUGUAGAGCACUGCAGGUAUUCGACAUUCAUAAAAUAAUAAUUUUUUUGUUUGUUUUCUGUUUUGUCCCUGCAGGAGAUCCUACUGUGUUUGGUAACCUGCCCACAGAUGACGCAGUGCUUCAGGCCAUGAAAGACGCCAUAGACUCCCAAAAAUACAACGGCUAUGCUCCUUCUGUUGGUAAGUGUCACUUAUAUGUAGGCCUGCAUAUAAGACAUAAUAUGUUUAGAGUAAAUGUCUGACCUUAGUACAUGCAAGUUUAUCUAGUAUUCAGCGUGAUUUCAGUAUUUAAUACACAUAGUUUAUUAUAAAAAAUGAAAAAACUUCCAAAUGUCCUAAUCCAAAGCUAACAUGAGAAAGAAUCUGAAUGCUUGCUUAUAAAUCUGAAGUUUGGGUACUAUAUUUUCUUUUUCUUUUUACAGCCAAGUUAGGCAGCUCAGUAGGUUUAGAUUUCUCCUCUCGAAAUCAGAAACAGCUGAUGGCAAUAUAUCAUAUAUAGUCUGCUUAUGUUUGCAUGUUGUUUUUAUUAUUUCUGCAGGCUACGCACAGAGCCGGAAGGCGGUGGCCAACUUUUACAGCUGUGCUGAGGCUCCUCUGGAGGCAGAGGUGCUUACUUCUUAUUAACUUCGCAUUUUAACCACGUUGAGAUCUAAUGGGAAUAGUUUAUUACAGUAUGAUAUCAAAAACACUUUCUUUGCUGUGAAGAACUUGCCUGAGUUAAAUCUGAAUCACAUCAGAAAACAGGUCCUGAAGUUAAUCUGCUUUAUUCAGGUCAAAAUAUAGAAACAGAUUUUCAAUUCUGUGCUGUUUAAACUCAAGUGCUUCCGCUCUCUUGUAUAGGAUGUGAUUCUGACCAGCGGCUGUAGCCAGGCCAUUGACCUGGCUAUCAGUGUCCUGUGUAACCCGGGGGACAACAUCCUGGUCCCAUGCCCGGGCUUUUCAUUAUAUAAGACUCUGGCGGUCUCCAUGGGCAUUGAGGUCAAACUCUACAACCUGCUGGUCAGUAAGAGAUGAUCUUUAACUCUGACACACAAAAUAUCCUCUUUUUUCUGCCUGUAACAAACACACAUUUACGAUGAUGACAUUUGGAUAUGAGGGAUAAUAUCAAUUCAGAGGUUCAGAUUUUAUGAUGUAUGCUUGUUCCUCUCUGAAAGAAAAAAAUGGUAUGUCUAAUACUAAGAUAAAUUAUUUAUUAUCACACUAAAAGAGGUAAAGAAAUGAUACUUAAAUUGUUGGAAAAAACAGCCAGAAAAAUAAAACUUUACUGUUUUUUUGUUUUUUUUUACAAAAAGGAAUACAGUGGUUGGAUAGACUUUAUAAGCAACUUCCUUUUAAACUUCUAAACUAAAAAUAAAUCUCUAAAAAUGCAGAAAUAUUUCACACAAUGUAAAAAAUUUUUAUUUUUGUUAGUUUUUAUGCAUUUCAAGGAUUUUUUUUAUACAAUCGAGGUAUUCAAUAAAAUUUUUAGCAUCUCAUAAAUGUCUUUAUGUUUCACAAAGUUAUUUUCAACCAAACGUUUUUACAUGAUGUGAGUUGUUUUUGCAAUUCAUGAAAUAUUUUUGCAUUUUUUUGUGAAUUUUUUUAAUGUAUUUCAUUUAAAUGGGCCACCAUACUCUUCUCCUUUCGUUGUUGAAUGAGAUAAAAUUGGUGAAAAUUGUUUAAAGCUGAAGUAGAUCUUGAGCCUUUAACCAAAUUUUAAAGAGCUUUACCACAUACAUUUAUAGUAAUUUACUCAAUUGUCCUUAAAAUCAACUCUGUGGUAUUAAUAUCCUCUACCAAUUAGAGAAAUAUUUCACAAAUCCAACUGAUGCUCACCAGUUUAAUAAUUUCGGGGUCAUUGGAGGAGACGUGUCUGUGAAGAUGUGAGGAUGAAAACACUGUAAAGUAGCUUUGUUUCUGCUGUUGAGGGACUGAUAUUUUGACCAUCUUGGAUGCAGUCCAACAUCCGAUUGAUUUAACCUCAUUUAGACAGCUGCUUCUUUAUGUUUGUAUUUGUUACUGUCCUUGAACAUUACUGGGAACACAUGUGUACAGUCAUGCUCAACAAUGUCUGUGCCCUCAUUGCUCCUCUUUGAUUUCAGCCUGAGAAGUCAUGGGAGGCCGACCUGCAGCAUCUGGAGAGCCUGAUUGAUGAGAGGACUUCCUGUCUGGUUGUUACCAAUCCAUCCAACCCGUGUGGCUCUGUCUUCAGCAGGGAUCACCUGCAGAAGAUCAUCAAAGGUGAGCUGAUGCUAUGUUAAACAUUAAGAUGAUCACAAACACUGAAUUUUGUUUCAGAUAAAACAAUAAAAUAAAUAUUUUCCUUCUCCUCAGUGGCCUCCAAACACUGCCUUCCUAUUCUGGCUGAUGAAAUCUACAGUGAUAUGGUGAGUACAGCUACACCUCUGGCCCUCUGUAACACCAGCGAGGCACAUUUUUCUAUUUCAUUUUGGUGGUGUUCGGCCGGGCUCUGAAUGGUCAGCACAGGGGGGAUUAUUGGUGAUGUGCUGAAUGAGGCCUGAAACAGUGACUAGCAAGGCUGUAUGCUGGAUAAGCAGUGAGUAGGGGGUUCAGCUGGGGCAAGCAGAGGAUGUUGGCAGAAUUUUACACUCAGGCUGCAAAAGUGCAACAAGUUCGGAUAUCAUGAGUUCAAAUAGCAGUGAGUUUUUUUUUUACAGAGCAGGUUCAAUGAUGCCUUUUGUAUUUUGGUGAAUGGCAAUAAUCAAAAAGGUGAAAAUGGAUGGAGAUGUAAAACAUCAUCCAAAGAUCCACUCAGAUGAAAUAUACUUUUUUUUUUUUUUUAAAGUUGAAAUGAUCUUAUAUAAGAAAGCAGCAAGACAUCAAUUAUAGUGUAACAUAGAAGCUGCACAUGCAAAAUUUUACAGUUUGAAAUUCAAGUGGAAAUGAGAAGAAAAACAUAUAUUUUUAAUAAAUCAAUGUACUAAAGUGGUGAAGUGACAGCUUCUUAAUGGAGUCAGAGUCUGUAUAAUAGAGGUGCACACAGGCACCAGGCCUGAAAAAAAUUGUGUCUGAUGACCACAAUGCCAAGGUUAAGAUUUAGAUUUAGAUACAGAUUCAGAGAAUUUUACCUCAAAGGGCAAGUUGUUUUAUUAGUCUAGCUUAAUCAUAUGUGCAUUUACAAGCAACAUCAGACAGGAGUAUGUCAGGCACAAUAAAUCAGUUAUUUGACAGGGAUGCUUACAGCACUUUUGUAGCCUCAUGUUUGUCCCUAAUGUAAUGACCCACAGGAGGACCUAAGUUUACAGCAAUAUUAACUAAAACAAGGAAUUCAAUUGAUAAGGCUGAUAAGACCCUUGUUGUGAUCAACAGCACACAACGCAUUAAUGGGUAGUUUCUAACUGUAACCGUAUCCCUCACUCUAACCCCAUUCAUAACUGCCACGAUAAAACAGGGGUCCUGGAGAUGCAGCCCCAAAAUUUCUUCCCUCCGUACGUUUUUUAAUGGCCAGAAAAAGGCAACUCAGCCAUAAGAAGUCUGUUUACACCAUAUGUUAGCCAACCAGAAAAACAAUGACCCCACUUCACACGUUGUUAAUUACCUCAGUAAACACAUAAACAAUCCAUUUAUGGUCAAAGUUAAUAGCCUUGACACUUGCUUAAUGCAGCAUGAUGUUCAUUUCGUACAUAGUGGUCCCAUUUCAGGUGAAUAAGGUGAUUAAGUUGUUGCUCAGCUGUGCAUACAUGACAGAUUGCUGCAAUGGCGACCUAAAAACACCCUGUUUUGUUUUGAUUUUAACACCGCUCGCAAAGAUAGUGAAAAAAAGGUUGUAUGGCUAGUGAAAAGAUUCAUCCUUAUUAAACCUUCAACUUAGCCUUAGCAGACCUCUUCUACCCUCUACCACAUCUGCCCCCCUUAUCUAAAGGAACAAACUGGUGUCUGAUUACAUUAGACAAAAUCAAUAACGCAAAUAUAUACUGUACGCUGCUGAUGUCACCAACAGACUUGCAACAUCUCUUUAUUUUGACGUGGAGCGUCAGAUGGAAGGAAGCCUGGAUCUAAAUGUUGACUAUCAAAAAAAAGGAUCAUCUGAACAUUCAGUCCCUAACGUCAAUGCUGGCCUUGACGAUGUUAGGCUGGUCAAUUUUUGGUUAAAGGUCGUGCAAACAAGUGUGCAUGCACGUAGACUCCUUUUCACACAGACAGUCUAGAGCAAACAGACACCCUUAUGUUGUUUGCCAAUAAACACUCAGUCAGCUCUAUCAAAAAGUGGAGAUAAGGUCAUAGUUUUGUUAGAAAGUGCUGUAUUAGGUAACCUGCAGUGAUAAAUGCAGAUUUUUGAUUUGGCCAAUGGACCAAUGGACAUCACUGUCUGCUGUGUCUUCAGUUUAAGUACUUUGAUAGUUACUUUUCCUCACUUUGUAGGUUUUUUUGAUACUGAAUAAGAGGAAAGAGGUUUGGUCUUGGGAUAGAAUGAGUGUCCACAUCUUAGUUGGAGCAUCAAGAGGUAAAAUGCGAGAGAUGAUCAACAAAAUCUGAAAAUUCUGAAAGUUUUGACUUGUUGUCUUCUGGUUGUUUUGUUGUUUUGAGGGGAAAGAUGGGGUUGUUGGGUGCAUUCACAUUAUCUCCAUAGCAUCCGACCAUUUCAGAUGGAACUAAAGCAGCACAGAAUGACUUUGCACUUUUUUGUCUGCAUGUGGUUGUAGUUAAUGCAGAUGUUGGGUUUUGGAGCAGCAGAAACACGGCAGGAAUGGGGGGCGUAUGAUGGGUGGAGAGUAGGGUGGGGGUGUGGAAGUAAGGCCUCUCUUUUAUGGCUGUAGGGGCCAUUAAGAGACUGAGGGGCCACAGUGUCUGUGAACUUCACCUGGCUGAGUCAGUGGGACAUUAUCCCACUGGCAUGAGCAGUAAAUUUAGAUUUUACACCCGCACAUCUGCACAGUGUGUCCAGAUGUGUGACCCGAAUAUGAGUGAAGUCAGCAUUUAAUUUUCCUCUGGAACAAACUGUUUCUGCUCCCCAAGUUAAUACUGCACAUUGGCACUAGACUUGUGGUUGGGGCUAUGCUGCUUUUGAUCAGUUGUUAUUCAUGUUAAGUUGUUUGUUGCUCACCCAGCUUCUCCUCUCUGAUGAGUGUGUUUUUACUUAUUCUUACUCAAUCCAAGUUUUGCACUCAAGUCAAGUGAGCUCAGAUGACCACAAGCCAAAAACUGUUUUAAAUUGCAGAUCCACGCAGGCACGUUUUUUGUUUGGACAUAUUUUAGAUGAACAUUGCUGUUAUGUCACUCACAGCAGUCCAGCCAAUGGGAUGCGGGGCAGUUCCCCGCUCUGCGUCAGAGAAGCUCCUUGGCUUUAAUGAGAACCAGCUUUGUGUGGGUGGAGCGUAGUUUACUGUGGUUACUGUAGAUUUAAACCCUCCCCCCUCUCUUUGUUCUCUCAACUUAUGUUCCCCUUAUGGCUUCUCUUUCACCCACACAAUAAAUAUUAUGUUAUAUGAUAAGCACAAUUUUUAACACGUGCGUUUAGUGAAGUUUUUAAUGGACAGAUUUAUAGCAAAGGUUUUGGCUAGGCACUGAAAAAAGGUGAGGCAUGCAGUUUUGGAUUUUAUAGCUGUCAGAUCAUGCAUUUACUUUACUUUUUAAAUAAUAAAAAAAAAAGAGUCCUUUGUUAUAUUUUCAUCAGAUUUACCUUGUGCUUGGCCAGUGCAAUAAAAAGACCCUCACAUCGAUAAAAUGCAAAGCUUUUGAAUCUUAGUCACAUUAACUUUGUUUUAAUGUUUCACCAUCGGUUAACAGGUGGUUUCAUUGGGCUUUUCAUAUAAAAAUCAGUGCCUAAACACACAUUUGAUUAGAGCUCUAACCAUUUGUCAAGUUUUUACCGUCAAAAACUUUCAGCAAUACAAAUACUUUUGUGCACAACUUUAUCCAUUUUGCUAUAGUGGAAACAUGGUCUACCCAGUGUGUCGGUACAAAAGCUGGUUUGAGGUUUAAAAACCAGAUUGAUUUCAGAUGAUUACACACUUGUUCAUAUCUACUAUGAAUUUGAGCACUUGUUGGAAAUAAAAGCCCGGUAGCCCCUGGCAUUAGGAUUAUCCACUACUCCUCAUAGAUUUAGUGAUGUCAGAUGAUAAUGUAUUCUGUUGCUGCUCUUGUCUCCAGGUUUUCCCAGGUUGUGAUUCUCCUUCCAUGGCGACUCUUAGCAGUGACGUCCCCAUCCUGUCUUGUGGUGGCUUGGCUAAACGCUGGCUGGUUCCUGGUUGGAGGAUGGGGUGGAUCCUCAUCCACGACAGGAAUGAAAUAUUUGGACCUGAGGUAAGCAGGGUUUACUUUUUUUUAUCCUUUUUAUGGAGAGAGAAUUAAACUUAUCAUUGACAGUUGUCUUAUCAACACAUAAACUAUACUUCCACUGCAGAUCAGACAGGGUCUGGUGAAACUGAGUCAGCGGAUUCUUGGAGCCUGCAGCAUUGUGCAGGGAGCCCUAGAGAGCAUCCUUGACAACACGCCUCAAAGCUUCUACCAAGAGACCAUCAACUUUCUCAAGGUAAAAGGGAGUUUAUGUCACUGAAUAUAAAAUAUCUUUUCUUUCACUUUCUUUGGAACAUCAAAAUAAUGUCAACUUUCAAGGCCAUGCAACUAAUAUGACAUGAAAGACAUGAGACAGACAUGAAAUUACUAAUGAAUACCUCUAUGUGAUCCAAAUGAAAUAUACAAGCAUUAACAGACCAUUAUAAGGCCCAUGAUCUGUCUGUUGUCUCAUACAUGUUUUGGUGUGUUUUGUUUAUACUCAUUCUGACUUUCAUUCAUGUGUAUCCCAUGAAACUGACUGGAUGGUUUUUCUUUCCCCUCAUAGUCCAAUGCAGAGCUGUGUUACAAUGAGCUGUCCAUCGUUCCCGGCCUAAACCCUGUGAUGCCUUCAGGAGCCAUGUACCUCAUGGUCUGUAUACAUCCAUGUCCUCUUAUUGUAUAUCGUUUUUAAUAUACUUAGACACAUAAACAUCUUUCUCUGUAUCUCUUGUUUUAUGUAUUCAUGUGUGCACAUUUUUCAGGUGGGGAUUGAGAUGGAUCACUUCCCAGAUUUUAAGAAUGACGUGGACUUCACUGAAAAGCUGGUGACCGAGCAGUCUGUUUUCUGUCUACCUGCUUCAGUAAGACACUGCCUUUGCUUAUUGUUUUUUGAUUGUCCCUGCAUUUUAAAAAACACUUGAAUUUCGGAUAAAAAUUACAGAAGAAUAACAAACUCUCCCUAUCCUAGGCAUUUGAGUUUCCAAACUACUUCCGCAUUGUGGUGACUGUGCCUGAGGAACUCAUGAUAGAGGCUUGUGGUCGCAUCGCUGAGUUUUGCCAGAGGCACUAUCGACCCCGCAGCCGCGACAGCAAUGACCUGGACCAGUGAUACAGCAGGCCCAGUCCUGAAGCAUGGACCAUGAAGUGACCAAAGCUUAAAGUCACAUAAACUGACCUGGAAGGAGCCUGGAAAUGUAAUCCAUCCAGUAAAGUUAGAGACGCAGAAAUCAAGGUGACAAAAAACUUGGAAACAGCACAUCUCAUGGUCCAUUAUUGUUGUAAUUUUGGAUGAUAUGAGCAGACAUAAUAUUUAUAUUUUAUACAAGCAACCUAUAUUAACCUCUACUUGUUUGUGUAUUUAUGUAAUUUGUGUCUAUGCAAUGUAACCUCCGACUUCAGCUAGGAUAGCAUCAUAGACUGUGCAUGCUGUAUACAUCGCCUGCUUGCUUGCUGCCAAAAUAAGAGGAAGUAAAUGUUAAAUUUCCAUUUUUAUGAAUGUUGUAAAGCAAAAUAAAUGUUUAUGUACUCAUGCUAGGAAAACAAAACUUUAAUGCAAUGCAAGUUAGCUAGGCAUUUCAUUUCUCUAAAUAUUCUCUGUAUAUUGCAUUAAUGUUGUCUUCAUGUACAAAGAUAUUUUUACUGGGAAAUUUUUAUUGUAGUUUUGUUAAUAGAAACCUAAUAAAAACAUGAUGAAACGGUCAA